Messenger RNA from Tricharina praecox, 967 nucleotides. RefSeq lists its product as uncharacterized. The record is from RefSeq and is a predicted model, not a curated record. Lineage: Eukaryota; Fungi; Ascomycota; Pezizomycetes; Pezizales; Pyronemataceae. The coding region runs from base 179 to 844 and encodes 221 amino acids. The transcript has 5 exons.
AAAAAAGAACGAAAAUCUUCGGAGGCGAGCCGUUAGCGUCGUGUAACCUUUUCCGUAACGGCCGCUAUUCUUCACUGUCUAUCACACGGCCCAGCUCCGUCUCUCGUCCAAUCACUCAGCCCGGCCCGCAAUAUCCCCCCAAUCAACGACCAAACCAUCACCACCAGACAGUCCGACAAUGCCCGGCAAUACUGCAAAAGGCAGGGUCACCAAGCCAUCGCAGAAGACUCGCAAGAGCCGCGACAAGAGGGCCGACGGUAGCAGCGACUACGCCCCGUCUCUUCAAGAUGGCGAUGAACCCGAGUCGCAGACUCUAGAUGUCAUUGAGAAGAAGGUCAAGGAGUUAAAGAAAACUGCCGUCGCUUCCAAGAACCACGCCGAGAAGUUCAGGAAGAGAACUGAGGCCGUGGUGCAAGAAACCAUCGAGGACUGGAAGACCCACCAAGAGAAAAUCAUGAAAUCUUCUCGCGAGUGGGACGAGGAGCUCAACGCUGUUUUCGAGAACGCCCUCGCUGGCAACAAGUCUCUGGAAACGCUUCAAGAGUCAAUGAUGUCGAUGGCGCAAGAGCUCACUGAAAAGCACAACGCUCUCCAGAACACCAUCUCUUCGGCGUUGAACCGCGAGCUCAUCCUUGGCGACGGCUGGCAGAACGACGGGGAAGACGCCAUUCAGGUUCUCUCCGAGCUCACCUCGGAAGAACAGGAAUCGGUUGAGAAGCACCUCCACCUGGACGACGAUGGAGAGUACAGCAACGAGGGAUCCUGGAUGGAUAAGGUCAAGAGGUCUGAGAAGGGUAUCAAGCAGGCUUUGAGAGCUGUUCCGGUCCCGGUUGCACUUGAUUAGGGAGGGAUUGACCAUGAUUGCUAUUUUCUGUGGACACGAGCUGAUUUGACGGAUACUUACAUGCUUACUUACCGUACAUGAGGGCAAUAGUUGCGAGGGCAUAUACAAUAGGUGGAACCGAAC